GCAGCCCCGCGGGCGGCCGGGGGGGGCGCGGGGGCCGUCGGAAGUGCGGCCGUGACGCCUCCCCACGCGGGGCCGCUUCCGCUCCCACCCGCGGCGGCGGCGCCGAGCUCGCACCGGGGCUGUUGCACCGAGCCCGGGGCGGCGGCCGGAGACCGACGAGAUGUUUGCCGUCUGCCCACCCGGUGCCCCGGCGAACGCCCCGUUCCGGCAGGGCCGGGGGGCCCCGGCGCUGGGCACGGCCGUCCCGGGGGCCGGGUGCGGGCAGGACUCCAACUCCAACUUCGUGGGAGAGGUGUGUGACAGCAACGAGAACUGGAGCCAGCCAGCGCCAGGGACCCCGCCGGAGGAGGGCUCCAGCCAGAGCGAAAACACGACAAAUCCGUCCGAUAAUCUGCUGUUAUUAAUGCAGAGACAGAUGGUCCAGGGCCGGCUUAGGGACGCCGCCCCGAGCCUGGGCGCCGCGCGGCCGCGUCUGCCCGAGCAGGGAGUGCGCAGCCCCCCCGAGGGAGCAGAGGUCAGCGGGGCGGGGGGCCAAAACGCUGCCGAGGAGCUGGCCAGGGGGUGCAGCAAGCCCCCGAGCUCCCCCGUGGAGGACAACGGCUACGCCAGCAGCUCCCUCAGCAUCGACAGCCCCGACAGCGCUUGCGGGAGUGCCUGGGACCCUCCUGCCGCUGCCCCCCGAGCCGGGAGCCCACCACAGCCAGGGAUGACCGAGCCGGGGACCCUCUUCCCGGCGCUGGCAGAGGCCGUGCAGCACCUCCAGGACAAGGAGCGCUUCAAGGAGCGGGAGAAGGAGAAGCACCACAUCCAGCUGGUGAUGUACCGGCGCCUGGCCCUGCUGCGCUGGAUCCACGGCCUCCAGCAGAAGGUCGUGGACCAGCAGAACCGGCUGCAGGAGAGUUUCGACACCAUCCUGGAUAACCGCAAGGAGCUGAUCCGCUGCAUGCAGCACGGCCCGGUGUGCUCUGCCAGCGCGGCCGCCCCCAGCCCCUGAGGUGCCGCCGGCGCUGCCCCGUCCCAGCCCUCACCCUCCCGGCUGGUGCGGGGCUGGCUGGCGGCGUCUCUGUGCCGGGCGCCGGUGCAGAGUGCUCGCCGGGUGCCUGGGUGCCCACCCUGUCCUUCCCAUCUCUCUCCAAAGCUGAGAGUCCCCGAAGCAUUCAUCUCAAUUUUCCCUCUGCAUGGGAAUUAAUUUUCUUCUGCACCGUGUCCCGCCGGUCUGGGGACCGUGGGGCGUCGGGCUGGGUAGGCCCCAGGACCUUGGGGUUUGCAAGCCCAGGGUGACGAGGCUCAUCUGUUAAAUCUAAUUUACGGUCCAUUGUAUGAGCCCAGCUGAGCCGUGCGUGUGUGGGACGGGCCCUGCGGCGAGUCCCCCGCGCGGGGGCCGCCUGGCAGCGAGGGUCUCAGGGCAGCGAAGCUUUGAAACGUACCUGGGCAGAGCGCUCCAGCUCGGGCACACGCACAAGCCCACCUCGUCCCCCGCGCCGCACCCGCGCCGGUGUGCCUGUACGGAAACAACCGGCCGCCGUUAAGCGUUGCUGGUGCUUUCGGUGUGGGCAAGGUGUCCUGGGCCGUUCCUCGCCCCAGUGCACCGCCUAAUGAAGCACGUGUAAAAGCUUUGCAGAUAAGAUCUAAACUCAUGCAGAGAGACAAGGGAGAGGGAGAAAAAAAUCAUUCUGAGGAGAGACCUCAGAAUGCUUAAAAAUAAAUUUAAGUGUCAACUGAUUCAAAUCCAGUAUAUUUUUUUUUUAGAUUCAGUAUUAGAGAAGAGUAAAUUACGAUUUUUCCUCACAGCCAGUGUGUGUAGAUGCGCAUCUGUCUGUCGAGGGAGAUGCUUUAACACGGUGCAUGAUCAGGAAGCUGCUUGCAAAGCUGUGCUGUUGGUGUUUACAUUAAUUUAUCAUUUGAAAGAAAAGAGAAUAUUUUUUUCUAAUCUACAUUUUUCCAGGGAGGACUGCAUAGAGAAUACAAAGAACAGUCCUCUUAAAUAGAGAUUAAAAAGGAGAUGCUGUGUUUGUUUGCUGUAUUUUACUCAGUGUUAAUAUGACAUCUAUUCUGUUUAAGUUGCUGAUGUGGACGGAGCAGCAGCGGGGCGGUUUGGCUGUAAGCCGAGGGCUCAGCCGCGAGGGGACCGCGUUCCCUGUCCCGCCGGGAGUUGCUGUGCGAAGCCAGGCACUAAUUUAGUUUCUUGUCUGCAAAAGGAGGACGAUGAGAGAUUCCAGAGUUGCUCUGUCCCCCCAGCCAAACUUCUUCCUGCCGUCGGAGGAGCGGGGCCGAGAGGCGGCUGUGACUUCGCGGGGACCCCGCGCUGGUGUCGGGGUGCAGCGCCCGGCCGGCGGGACUCGCAGCCGGAGCCUGGGCAGAUCCCGGCUUCCACCGACCGCUAGAUGCUACUGCACUACAAAUAAAUAACACGGCUGAGCCCGCCAGCGACCCGCAGGGCCAGGGGCUGCGCUGAGCCUCCUCCGGUCCCGCACCGGGGCAGAGCCGGGCUCUGCUCCCGCCCGGGGCUGCUGCCGCUGACAGGUGAAGUGAGGAGAUCUGCAAAACUCUGCUUCUGGAAGGGACGUUUUGGUGGCGAAGGGCACAUUCGGCUCAAAGCGACCUGUGCCGGCGUCUGCACCCAGCGCCGGGGGCCGGAGGAGUCCGGCAGCAUCCCUGCAAGGCUGGCGCCGCUCUCGCUGCCUCGCCGCCCUCCUGCUCGCUCGUGUCCAACGCCUGCUGCCUGUGUCGUAUCCCAGACGUGUGAUCGUGGGCAUGUUGCACACCUUAAUAAAAGCCUUGGAGGCGAAAGAGCUGA
Phalacrocorax carbo (great cormorant) is the source of this 2797-nucleotide messenger RNA. The record is from RefSeq and is a predicted model, not a curated record. NCBI's taxonomy places the organism in Eukaryota, Metazoa, Chordata, Aves, Suliformes, Phalacrocoracidae.